Molecule: messenger RNA, 3541 nt
Organism: Vespa velutina
Lineage: Eukaryota; Metazoa; Arthropoda; Insecta; Hymenoptera; Vespidae
Product: ras-related protein Rap-2a
Exons: 4
Coding region: 1208-2038 (276 amino acids)
Molecular function (GO): GTPase activity; GTP binding
Source: RefSeq, a predicted model, not a curated record
AUAGAGACAUCGAUGCUCUUUUCCAAAUAAAGAAGCAUUCGCUUGUCGUAUCAUUAAUAAUAUCUAAAAUUUAUGCGUUUGCGUAACUACAGCAAAAUAUUUAUCAUGCGUUAUUGUAGUAGCGACGGUGCAUCGGUGAGCGUUUAUAGCACCGCGGUUUUAACCCAAAUCCAUAGAAGGCGGAUAGGGGGUGAUCGGCCGAUUUCUCUCAUUCCAUUCACCUCUUUCGAUGAUAUAGUCUCUUGCUCGCAAUGUGUUUACGCCAACGGACAUUACCCCAUCUCGGUAACGCUUACGUUUUGCCAACGCAGCAAAUAUAUACAUAUACCUACGUACGGACAAAUAUAAUAAUGAUUCGGUACGACAAAAGAAUAUUAAAAGUAGGGAAAAUAGUUUAUUCGAAAGGACAAGAGUUUCUGGAAGAAAGUUUGAAAGUUUGAAAAUUUUCUACACGUCUUUCGAAACUAAACCAUUCGAGACGUACACGUUCGAUUAUUCCAUGCGAAAGAAUCGUGUCUUCUUCGAGCCAACUCGAGUCUCUUCUUCUUUCUCGUAAAGAAAAUUCGAACAACGACCUUAUCCGUCGCUCUAUAAAGUUUACUCUUCUAAGGAACCUCCUACUACUACUAAUGUCAUAGACGAUCGCUGUAGAAUAGUUGACCCGUAUUAUCUUGGCCAACUCUGCGGUCGUUGAGCGGUCCGUGCGAAUACAUCGAUGCAUAGCAUUGCAAAUUUGGGUGGUUGGAAUAAAUCCAAAUGUCGAGUCUGCCAAUGUUUCAGCAGAAUUUAAACAAACUCUUCUUUCGCCGCACGAUAUUACAUCUUCGAGCUUUUCUCGGAUGUUUAUUAGCGUAGAAGAGAAAAGCUAAGUGUUCUUUAUCAAGCGUCUAUAUUUUCUCCCCUCUUUCUCUCUCUCUCCCUCUCUCUCCCUCCCUCUCCCUCUCUUUCUUACCUCCUUUCUUCUUAUCUUUUGUCUCUCGAACCUUUACAUUUUUUUUUUGUAAAGUUCCUUUACAUUUAUGUUGAGGCACGUCCGCCACGUGAAAGUUUCUUAUUUAAAUUUGCUCCUUGUGUCGUUUCGUAUCUCGUAGUUGUGUUUUUAAAGGCAUGUGUGGAAGUUUUCGUCUCCGUUUUAUAAAGUCUUCCUGGUUUAACGUAAUAUCCUCUUUGACGUUAAAUCGAUUUGCCCUGGAAAUUUUCGGCACAAAUGAUGAAGGGUCGUCAUCAUUUUCGACGUCGAUUCAGUCUACAGCCAUCAUCGUUGAAGGAAGGACAGGAAGAUGGAACGACGAAGAACAUUAGAAGUGAAAGACUAUCGGAAUCGGACAGCGGCGGUGGUGGUGAUGGAGGCAAAUCGGUCGAAAGUUCUGUAAGACACAAAAUCGUUGUGAUGGGUGCUGCAAAGGUCGGGAAAUCGGCAAUAAUCAAUCAAUUCCUUUAUGGUACCUUCACACCAAAAUACAAGCGCACGGUUGAGGAAAUGCAUCACGGGGACUUUAACGUUUCCGGUAUUCACCUCACUCUUGACAUCUUGGACACGUCUGGAUCGUACGAAUUUCCAGCAAUGAGAGAUCUUUCUAUCAAAUCUGCCGACGCGUUUGUCUUAGUCUACGAUGUAAAUGAUGUCAAUACCUUUCACGAAGUGAAAACUUUGAGGACAUUGAUAUUGAAUACGAAAGGAGUUGUACCUAUCGUUGUUGUAGGUAACAAAUUGGAUCUCGUUGAGAAGGAGCAAGAGGUAGAUAGCGAGAGCACCAGAGUAUUAGUCACCGCCAAGUGGGAAAACGGUUUCGUCCAAGUAUCUGCGAAAGAUAAUUUGAAUAUCUCUCAAGUUUUUAAAGAAUUAUUAUUACAGGCUAAAUUAAAAUACAACCUGAGUCCUGCUUUACGGAGACGACGACGUCAAUCCUUGCCACCGCCUCCGCAUUUGAAUUCUCGUAGUAGCAGCGCGCACGUACCAUCGCCGGCGCAGCUGCAACACCUGCAACAAAUACGCGAGCGCGCUGAAUCAAAGAGAAAUUCUUGUAUUUUAUCGUAAGAGUUCCUGAUGUUCCUUCGAUACAUAAGAUUCUACAAUGAUCUUUUUUUUUGAAUCUUUCAAUCACAUAGAUACAUACAAGUUCGUCUUUCGCCAACAUAAUCGAUCGUAGGAUUAAGCUUUUAAACGGCGGGAUCUAUAUCGGGAAAGGAUUUUUAAAGGAUCGCGAAAGGAUCUACGUAAGCUAUAUAACUGAUUUAUGCAGAAAUUGCUACUCCUUGUGGCAAAAUCGUACGAUAUAUUAUUUCAAGACAUAAUCCUAUCUCGAUAACUGUCACCUAUUCUAACUCCUCGACAAAAAUUGAUCUAUAUCGAUCGCUUUAAAAGUCCUUUUUUAUUUCCUUAUUUUAUAGAGGAAUCAUUGAUCGAUCCAGUAUCGUUUAAUCAAAUUAUGAACUUUCACAUAUUUAAUACAAUUUAUUUAUCGAUAAUGAAACUUAUUGACCAACUUACACGAUAGGAUAUAUAAAUAAAUCAAUAUAUAUAUAUAUAUAUAUAUAUAUAUAUAUAUAUAUAUCUACCACGUAUGCAGGAUGAACCGUAUAACGUAGCACCUUUCGAUCUAUACAUAGUAUAUAUAUUAACAGAUGGUGUAAAUAUAAAAUACAUAUAUCUAUAUCUGUAACAAAUCCGAAAUAGAUACGGAAUAAUUACAUUUAAAGCUACUCGUUGCGGGAAAUAGUAUACGUUGUUUCGCAUGGUCGCCUUAAAAAUAAAGAUCGUGAAUAUAUUCAUUUUCAUGUCAAUAUUUUCUAAACGAAUUCUCUUAGAGACGAUGUAGAGAGGAAAUAUUAAUCCAUGUAUAUGAAGCUUAAAUAAAUAGAACAAUUAUGAAUUACGUGAUUAUAGUCUCGUAUGCCUCUGAAUGUAUCUUACUACCAAUUUCAGGGUGACUUCACACUGCCCAGUACUUUUUUCUUCACCAAUUGUUUUCAUACUUGCUUAUACGUAUGUAGGUAAAAUGUGUGCAAACAUUUAACGUAUGUAUGUUCGACAACAAUUAAACUUACAAUUAAAUUUAAACUUUUGUGUGACGUUCCUAUUAAAUUGUACAUAAGCAGUAAUCUUAUUGAAUGAGAAUAGUAUCUACUAGCGAUUAUGCGUUAAUGCUGAGAGAGAGAGAGAGAGAGAGAGAGAGAGAAAGAGAGUCAUCCGGCGAUGUAAUACGUUUCUAAAAUUUUAAUGCCAAAAUUGUGUAAUAAAAAUAUUCUCUCCUUGUGUAGAGUAAACCCUUUAAUGGAUACGUGUAUAAUAGUCGAUGUAAUAUGUUCAAAUAGUUUCGUUUCAUUUACAAAAAAUAUGAUAGAUCAAAUCUUAUCACAAAUUCUUUCUCUUUCGUUACGUUAAUGAUACAUACUUUUUAGAAAGCAUUAACGCUUGACCUGAGAGUUAUAUUAAAUUUGAAAUGUAGAAAACAUUGUAUCGCUAAAAAUAGCAAAGAAACAUGUAAAUAAAAUCAUUUUCCAAAAGGGGAUGUACCAUCUUGUUACCUUUAAAUAAAUA